CGAAGACGGUAGAUAGUCCACACUACAUAUAAGGAAAGGAAAGGAAAGGGAGUCGUAGCCGGCCGGAAACCUACGGGAAGAAAUUUAAUAAUAAUGGGUGUAGUGGAAGCAGCUCACAACGUUAAGGUUCUGGGUUCCGGCGAGAGGACCAUCGUCCUGGGACAUGGAUUUGGAACCGACCAAUCGGUUUGGAAGCACCUGGUACCGCACCUUGUCGACGAGUACCGUGUGGUUCUCUACGACAACAUGGGCGCCGGCCCGACCAACCCUGACUACUUCGACUUCGAACGUUACGCGUCUCUUGAAGGUUACGCCUACGAUUUACUGGCCAUCUUGGAGGAACUUCAGAUCACUUCUUGUAUAUUCGUCGGCCAUUCCUUGUCUUCCAUGACCGGCGUCAUCGCCUCCAUCUUCCGCCCUGAUCUCUUCUCCAAAAUCAUCUUAAUUUCCGCUUCUCCCAGGUUCAUAAACACUGAUGAUUACUACGGCGGGUUUGAGCAAGAAGAUAUCGAUCAACUGUGCGGAGCAAUGGAGUCGAACUACAAAGCGUGGAUCUCCGGGUUUGCGCCGCUGGCGGUCGGCGGCGACAUGGACUCGGUGGCGGUGCAAGAGUUCAGCCGGACGCUGUUCAACAUGAGACCCGACAUAGCCUUGAGCGUCUUCCGGACCAUCUUCAACUUCGACCUCCGAGGGUUCCUGUCGCGGGUCACCGUGCCCUGCCACAUAAUUCAGAGCUCCAAGGACUUGGCGGUGCCGGUGGCCGUGGCUGAGUACAUCCACAGCAACCUCGGCGGCAAGUCCAUCGUCGAGGUGGUGUCGACGGAAGGGCAUCUGCCGCAUUUGAGCGCGCCGGAGCUUACCAUUCCCGUCCUGCUCCGACACAUCCAGCACGAUAUUGAUGCGGAUGCUGCUUAAUAUAAUUUAAUGUUUUUGUUGUGCUCUACUCUACUUCAGUUGUAUUAUCAUAUCAAAAUGUUUCCUUGUUUAUUAUGUGGACUCAGUUUUUAUGUAAUUUAUGUUUGUAAUUUCUGUGUAUGUGACUAAGCUAGGUUCGUUGUUGAUAAUCUUGUCAAUACAUGCAUUAUUCUAUCAAA
Molecule: messenger RNA, 1094 nt
Organism: Ipomoea nil (Japanese morning glory)
Lineage: Eukaryota; Viridiplantae; Streptophyta; Magnoliopsida; Solanales; Convolvulaceae
Product: probable esterase KAI2
Exons: 2
Coding region: 94-915 (273 amino acids)
Biological process (GO): response to karrikin
Source: RefSeq, a predicted model, not a curated record